CCUCCAACCCACACAUAACGCAUCCAUCCCGUCCUCCAUACCACACACGCAUAAACUCGUCGUCGGUUAGAGAGAGAGAGAGAGAGAGAGAGAGAGAUGUCUGGGCAGGUGUCGUACGAGACAGAAGUGAAGGCGGGAGCAGCCAAAGUAUGGGGGCUGUAUGGCACCACCAAGAUGGCCCUGCUGGCCAAGGAGGCCCUCCCCGACACCAUCAUCGGACUUGACAUCCUGGAAGGCCAGGGCGCCGUCGGCACCAUCAUCAAGAUCACUUUGGCCGGAGGUUUCUCCUAUAAAGAGAAGUUCACCAAGGUGGACCACGAAAACCGUGUGAAAGAAACUGAGGCGAUCGAAGGCGGGUUCCUAAAUAUGGGACUCUCCCUGUAUCGAUUGCGAUUAGAAGUGAUAGGCAAGGACGAGGAGUCGUGUAUGAUCAAGUCCACCAUUGAGUAUGAAAUCACCAAUGGGGCUUCCUUUGAUGUCUCCCUCGUCUCGGUGAAGCUGUUUGCAGAUAUCGCUGAAGUUGUUAAGAAACAACUCACCAUCUCGGCCAGCGCCAACUAAGCACCUCCGACAAAGCUACUAUCAUCUACUCGGUGGUCGGUUGAACCGAGAGUAUUAUAAAUCAAUAAAUCCUUGUUGCCUUUUCUUUUCUUUUUUUUGGGUGUACAACGGGAGAGUUGUUCCCAAGGGAUUUUCAACUAAGCGUUAGCUGUAUUGAAUUCCAAGCUUGAUAUUGGUUUCUACAUCA
Molecule: messenger RNA, 748 nt
Organism: Eucalyptus grandis
Lineage: Eukaryota; Viridiplantae; Streptophyta; Magnoliopsida; Myrtales; Myrtaceae
Product: norbelladine synthase
Exons: 2
Coding region: 97-561 (154 amino acids)
Biological process (GO): defense response; abscisic acid-activated signaling pathway
Cellular component (GO): nucleus; cytoplasm
Molecular function (GO): protein phosphatase inhibitor activity; signaling receptor activity; abscisic acid binding
Source: RefSeq, a predicted model, not a curated record